Messenger RNA from Schistosoma guineensis, 258 nucleotides. The record is from the annotation of a GenBank genome assembly. NCBI's taxonomy places the organism in Eukaryota, Metazoa, Platyhelminthes, Trematoda, Strigeidida, Schistosomatidae.
AUGACUAAUUUACUUGUAUCGUUAAAUGGUUUGAAUUAUUUUUCUGUAAUAAAUGAAUCAUCAUCAUCAUCAUCAUCAUCAUCAUCAUCAUCAUCAUCAUCAUCAUCAUCAUCAUCAUCAUCAUCAUCAUCAUCAUCAUCAUCAUCAUCAUCAUCAUCAUCAUCAUCAUCAUCAUCAUCAUCAUCAUCAUCAUCAUCAUCUACCUUUUCUAUGAUAAUGUCGGUAAUUAACUUUUAUUCAAUGAAUAUAACUAAAUAA